AUGGCCAAGUUCCUCCCGCCGUUCUUCCGCCCCCGAGAAAAAGAUGAUGAUGAUAAGAGCGAAGAACGGAAAUAUGACCCCCGGUGCGGCAUGCCCAGAGAGGAGUUUGAAUGGCGACAGUCCCGGGCCGACACGAUGGACAAACGUAUGCCCCAGGUGGUGGAGGACUUGGACGUCUUGCUGCGGAGGCUACGCCCCCACUUCGCCGACGAUCCCGACGCCCUCAAGAAGUGGGAAGAGUAUGAGAAAGAUGUCCGUUAUGCGUUUACGCAUAGCCUCCGUGGCACCCUCAUUUCGCCUGUGUGCAUCCCGAACUCCGUUGCAUGCGAGCAGCUGAUGCAGAGGAAGGCCUGGUCAAGGACCGUUGCUGGCAGGGUAUCUGGGGGGCUGGAAAAGCUUAAACAGGCAGCCACAGUGCCUUCACCAAGGAACAAGAGAACAAUUAGAGUCGGGGCAAUCGUUGCCGGUGUCGCCGCCGCGUUUGCUCUCGGGCUUGCCCUCGGACGAACUCAACUCCAUGGAAGCAGGACCAAUCAAAUGGGAACCUAG
Molecule: messenger RNA, 549 nt
Organism: Triticum turgidum subsp. durum (durum wheat)
Lineage: Eukaryota; Viridiplantae; Streptophyta; Magnoliopsida; Poales; Poaceae
Source: the annotation of a GenBank genome assembly